CCACGGCAACAAACAUUGACAAGUAAACAUAAUAUUUGUAAAUGGUAUUCGAAUUGAUCUGUAAUCUGUGUAACAAGUAUUAAUCAAACUUCGAUAGGUAUAUUGAGUAAUUAAUAUUAUAAUACUCAUUUUAAUUUUAAAAGAUAAUAUAGUUCUUUAUUUAAUAAGUUUUUUAAAUACCAUGAAUGAUUACUUAAUAAAAGCCAUUACUUUAAUGGCCCUUGGUCAAUAUAACAAUGUUAUAAAAUAUUUCAAAGCAUAUAUGGACGAAGAACCACAUAUUCCAUUAAGCAAAGAAGUAUUUAAACUGUUAUUGAAAGCCUGUAAUAAAUUGUCGAAUGAUAAUCGAACUUAUAUACGUGAGCUAGAAGCAUACUUGAAAUCACUCCUAGACAGCGACAGAGAACGCAUCAUAGCCAUCACCUCAUUAUUGGAUGAAACUAGAAACGAUUUAAUUGCCAUUUGUACCGAAGUCGUUAACAUUAUUAAUACCAAUUUACUCAAAAACGUAGAAGAAAUGAGAGAAAAAGUAUUGAUUUAUAACAUGAAAGGCGAUUACUAUCGGUAUAUGUGGGAAGUAAAUAAUGACGACGCAAUUUACAGAGAAGCAACUAAAGCAUAUCAAGAAGCUAUGAGUAUAUGCCAAUGGAAUUUUAAACCAACAGAUCCAUACUUAUUACAAGUCGCAUUAAAUUUCACGACACAUCUGAACAAUGCUAAUAAUACUGAAAUGGCUAUAGUUAUCUUAAAAAGAGUUAUUCAAAACGCACAAACAGAAGAUCUUCAAAAUUAUGAUUUCUUAAAGAAAUCAUAUGUUGAACUAGUUUUGAAAUACUUAAAUGAAAGCUUACUUCGAUUUCAGAAUAUUUUCAACCAAAAUCAAGUACAAAUAAUUGAACUGAUGGAAGAAUUUGAAAUUGAUUAUCGUUCAAGACGAUCAGGCUGAUACUGUUCCGCUGUUCUUUUAAAACAUUUUUAUUUAAAUUUAUACUUCGCACGCGCGCGCGCGUGUAUGUGUGUGUUUGUAAUACAUAUGUAUAAAAAAUAUAGAUACUUAAAUAUA
Messenger RNA from Aphis gossypii (cotton aphid), 1063 nucleotides. Its product is annotated as 14-3-3 protein sigma-like. Gene Ontology annotation, cellular component: cytoplasm. The transcript has 2 exons. NCBI's taxonomy places the organism in Eukaryota, Metazoa, Arthropoda, Insecta, Hemiptera, Aphididae. The coding region runs from base 182 to 946 and encodes 254 amino acids. Gene Ontology annotation, biological process: signal transduction. The record is from RefSeq and is a predicted model, not a curated record.